Molecule: messenger RNA, 741 nt
Organism: Podospora anserina S mat+
Lineage: Eukaryota; Fungi; Ascomycota; Sordariomycetes; Sordariales; Podosporaceae
Exons: 1
Coding region: 1-741 (246 amino acids)
Source: RefSeq, a predicted model, not a curated record
AUGGAGGCAGAGCUUGUGAAGUUACGAAAGGAAGUUGAUGAUGCUAAGCGUCGGGCAGAGGUGGCUGAGCGCCGGGCAGAGGAGGCCCAACGCGAGGUCCGCAACACCACACUUGUCGAGUACCUAGAAUAUUGUCACCAGCAUCUCUUUACCACGUUCGAAGUACAGCGGGAUCCCAGGCUUACUACAGCCGGCCCUGCUUCGGCCCCGCAUGGCAAGCUUUGCCCGACCUAUCUCCGACACUGGGACGACUUUGACACGCUACAACGCCGCACCCUCGACAGCUUAUUCACCCUCUACCCGGCCGUUCAAGAAGCCUUCCCGAGUCUGCACGCCACCCGAACACAGGGCCAGGAGAUGUCGCGGGGUAAGAUCGGAGAUCACUUGACGCUCGACCACUUUGUGGGCAAGUUCGUUGAGACGCCCGUACGAUCCAUCUGCGCCCGGCUGAUGAAGCACCUUGGCUUUUGCAGACGAGAUGCUCAUCAGCGUAUCUGGGUGAUCGGCCCGAAGCUUGGUCUUGCAAGUCGCGCCAUCUCACACAGCAAGGGAGAUUACAGUAAGCAGUUCAGCAACACUAGAAACAACACAUUUAAGCCAUCCAUUGUAGAGCCACACAGUCCUCUUUACUCCUCUGAGUCACUCAGGGGGAGCACAGGGGAAAAUAGCUCGGAUUGUCUGUCUUGGCUCAAGGCAGAAUCGGCUCCCCAGAUUUAUUUUGCUGAGAAACCUGGGGCGUAG